Messenger RNA from Fusarium oxysporum Fo47, 989 nucleotides. RefSeq names its product CCDC90 family protein. The record is from RefSeq and is a predicted model, not a curated record. Bases 93 to 872 code for a protein of 259 amino acids. NCBI's taxonomy places the organism in Eukaryota, Fungi, Ascomycota, Sordariomycetes, Hypocreales, Nectriaceae. The transcript has 2 exons. Gene Ontology annotation, cellular component: mitochondrion.
GGUCACUUUACCUUGUAGAUUUCUUCUCAACUCCAUCCUCAUCGCCGACAUCGCAGUUCCCAAUAACCAUAGUCAACCCGGCAAAUAUCAACAUGGCAGUUCCUUCUGUCGCAGCAGCGGAGAUGCUGCCUCGAUUCCUUCUUCCUCGUCUCAGCUGGGGCGCUCCGCUCUCCGUAUCAAGGGCGACCAGGCCAUUUGCCUCUAUCCCUUCUAGGGAUCAAAGGAGGUCAUUUGCAUCAAUCCAGGCUGGACCUGUUCCUAGACGUCGCUCUCCUCAAGCUGAAAGUCCUAUUAUAAAACGAGCAUUCCAUGCGACAACUAUCAGACAACGAGAUCAUCACUUCGAUACGCUCAAAUUUGUUAAGCGAUUACAGGGUGAAGGGUUCACUGAGGAGCAGUCGGCUGCGAUGAUGAAGGUGCUGAACGAUGUUAUUGAAGAGAGUAUCCAAAAUCUCACCCGAACAAUGGUACUCCGCGAAGAUGCAGCAAAAGCAACGUACACUCAAAAGGUCGACUUUGCCAAGCUGCGUUCCGAGCUUCUCUCCGCCGAUUCCACCGAAUCCAACACGACGCGUACAGCACACGAACGAUUGACAAACGACAUUGCCAAGCUCAGCAACCGACUGCGCGACGAGAUCAGCCGUACACAAGCUAGCGUGCGCCUCGACCUUAACUUAGAAAAGGGCCGUAUUAGGGAGGAGGCUGUGGGCCAGGAGCUCAAGAUCAAGGAGACGGAGACAAAGAUUGAGCAGGAGGUUGCUGCGCUGAGGGAGAAGCUCGAGCAGGUCAAGUUCCAGACACUCCAGUGGCUUAUGGGUGUGUGCACCGGUUUCGCGGCGCUGCUACUUGGUGCUUGGAGAUUGCUCAUGUAAAAUUUGGGUGCAUUGGGUGUUGGUUGGAGUCAGGCGGGUUGGGGUUGUAUAAACAGUGUCAUGGUUCACCUUAACCGAUAGAUUUUCUAGUGUCUGAAAUCAAAUUUGUGCAUAACA